Messenger RNA from Solanum dulcamara, 1405 nucleotides. Its product is annotated as short-chain dehydrogenase TIC 32, chloroplastic-like. The record is from RefSeq and is a predicted model, not a curated record. Lineage: Eukaryota; Viridiplantae; Streptophyta; Magnoliopsida; Solanales; Solanaceae. The transcript is spliced from 8 exons. The coding region runs from base 189 to 1136 and encodes 315 amino acids.
UGGAUUAUCUGUAAAAUACCAUUGGUUUUAUCAAUCCAAAAAGAAAAAAAUGUGUUUACUCUUUACAACAUAAUCUAUUAUAUACUCCUCAAAUUGGGUCAUCUUUCAUUACAGGAAAAAAAUUAAAAUCACAGUACUUUCUUGAUCUACGCUAAUCGACAAAUCAAUUUCUCCAAGAAGAAAAAAAGAUGUGGUUAUUUGGAUUAAAAGGGGCAUCUGGUUUUUCUGCUUCUUCCACUGCUGAACAAGUUACUCAAGGAAUUGAUGCUACUGGACUCACUGCCAUUGUUACAGGAGCAUCUAGUGGUAUUGGUGCAGAAACAACACGUGUCCUUGCCAUGCGAGGUGUACAUGUCGUAAUGGCAGUUCGCAAUGUACAAAGUGGCGCAGAAGUUAAAGAAAGUAUUCUUAAAGGGAUCCCUCAGGCCAAAAUUGAUGUAAUGGAGUUGGAUCUUGGUUCUAUGGCAUCCGUUAGGAAGUUUGCAUCAGAAUAUAUCUAUACUGGCUAUCCUCUGAACAUCCUAAUCAACAAUGCAGGGGUUAUGGCUCCACCGUUCAUGCUUUCUCAAGACAACAUUGAAUUACAGUUUGCUACUAAUCAUUUAGGUCAUUUUCUUUUGACAAAUCUUUUGCUACAGAACCUGAAAAGUACAGCUCAAGCGAGCCAUAAAGAAGGAAGGAUUGUAAAUGUUUCAUCAAUGGGACAUCGAUUUACAUAUCGUGAAGGGAUCCGCUUCGACAAAAUCAAUGACAAAGAUAGUUACACCGCAAUACUGGCUUAUGGACAGUCAAAGCUUGCUAAUAUCUUACACGCGAAUGAACUUGCCAGGCAUUUCAAGGAAGAAGGAGUGGAGAUAACUGCUAAUUCACUUCACCCGGGAUCAAUUACUACCAAUCUUCUCCGUCACCAGAGUUUGGUUGAAGGCUUAGUUAACUGGAUUGGCAAAUACUUUAUUAAAAACAUUCCACAGGGAGCAGCAACUACAUGCUAUGUAGCUUUGCAUCCUCAGGUGAAGGGAAUAACCGGUGAAUACUUUUCGGACAGCAAUAUUGCUGCACCAACUUCUCAGGGUAGAGACGCAGAAUUGGCAAAGAAACUCUGGGAUUUCAGCUUGGAUUUAACAAAACCUCAGUAAAAAACGUCAAUGUUGCCUUAUCUCAGUAUGUGAUCAUCACAGAAUACUCUUCAUAAAUUCUCUUGUUUUUCCUUUUUCUUUCAAAUAAAUUUCUUGUAAUGCACAUCUCGACUAGUUUUGGCUGGGGUACAGGGUUCAAAUAUUGCCGGUUGAAAACUUGAGUUUCCUGAUAAUGAUGACAUGUAUUCUUGGUAUAUCCCCAUUGACACUUUUGAUCAAAAGAUCAUCAUUAUACUUGUAUAUAUGUCUGCAACAUAUUGUCACUUCAA